This is a messenger RNA of Siniperca chuatsi (mandarin fish), 2243 nucleotides long. RefSeq names its product nuclear receptor coactivator 7-like. Gene Ontology annotation, biological process: response to oxidative stress; regulation of transcription by RNA polymerase II. Gene Ontology annotation, cellular component: nucleus. Lineage: Eukaryota; Metazoa; Chordata; Actinopteri; Centrarchiformes; Sinipercidae. The record is from RefSeq and is a predicted model, not a curated record. Bases 365 to 1093 code for a protein of 242 amino acids. The transcript is spliced from 6 exons.
GAACACACACACACGUGAUUUAAGAUGAAACAAAAGCCCUUUGUGGCUCUUUAACUACAGGUUAACAUUAGGGCAAGACAGAAGCACUCUACAGUUUAAACAUGUGAAGAGAAAAACCUAUCCCGAUAUACAGUAACUGAGGCACUAAAGUACUUGGCAGUUAUGGGAAAUCCCACCGCCUCUAUAUAUGGACAUCCUCUCCCCUCCCAGCGUCCAAGAACCGGUUUCAUUUUCUUGAGAAAAGCUGUUCAUUGUCGGGGCUAAGCAAUGAGAAGCCCCUGCACUCAAGUUUCCAACCAAUGGCAUUUCAAACACAGCGAGUUAAAGAAGCCCAGAGGGUAUAAAAGGGAUUUGGUUAACAAAGAUGUGGUACUGCAGAGUGCAGAGCUUAACAGAGAAAUCAGGAGCUAUGAAGCUGAUGUCAGAAAAUAUCAAGGUUCUUUAUUUUGCCUGUGACUGUGUGGAGCCCUAUGUUGAGAUUAUCACAGUGAAUGACUCCAAGCGCCGCCUGAGUCUGUGUAGCUCGGAGGACUCUGAGGCAGAGGAGCCCGAGUACCAGGACGAAGUUGACGAAGUUCUCCCUGUCCUGGGCGACCACAGCCAGCUGUUGGAUGACCACCACCCAAAGAGACUUGCUCCUCACAUGCCAGCAAGGACCCAGGGCCAUCCAUGGCAACUGGUCUACAGCACAGCCACCCAUGGGAGCAGCCUGAAGACUCUGUACAGGAAUAUGGCUGACCUGGACAGCCCCGUGCUGCUGGUCAUCAAAGACAUGCACAAAAAGGUGUUUGGGGCUUUUUCUUCCGAUCCAUUCAGAGUCAGUAAAUACUGCUAUGGCACAGGAGAAACCUUCCUGUUCAGCUUCAACCCCGACUUCCAGGCAUACAGGUGGAGCGGCGAGAACGACUACUUUGUGAGCGGCAACUUGGAAUCUCUGCAGAUUGGUGGAGGAGGGGGCGGAUUUGGCCUGUGGCUGGAUGCUGAUCUGUACCAUGGUUCAAGCUUUUCCUGUCCCACCUUCCACAACGAGUCUCUCUCCACACAGGAAGACUUCAUUGUACAAGACCUCGAAGUUUGGACUGUGCAGAACUGAGGGAGAAAAUCUGAAAAGACGAGAUGAAAACAAAGAAGGAGCCACCAUCCUGUCUGGAGUUACAAACUUCUAGACUUCAAGGGGCUCGUGUGGUUUAGCCACUACUGUACAAAAUCUGUACGUGGAGCGGCUGCUAUCAUCUGUGCACCCGGCUCAGAGAAGCCCACAUACAGUAUGAAGCCUGUUCUAGUGGUUCUUGGGCUGGACUUUGUGUUCAUGCUGGUUUGGUCUGUGCCUGAUGAAGACAAGUGGCAAGAUGAAAUCCUGUGAUUCAGGGUCCUGCUGCUUUAAACUACUGGCUAUUCAUCAGUAGCCGUGUGCUAAGCCCAGUAAGUAACUGGCAUCUGAAGCUUGGGUUGUUCACAGUAACACUGUUGGAUAAAACGUUUGGAACUGCUGUAAGCACAUUCAGGAUUUAAGGAAAUUGUUUUCUUAAUUUCUGUCUAACAUGAAUGUGAUUGUGAAAUUUUAAAAUGUAUGUUUACAGUAUGUAUCUCUGUGUGUAUAAGUGUGCAUGUGUUCUAUUUGCUUUCAUGGCCCCAAGGUUUAUGAAACAUACUUAGCACAUAGAGGGCCAUGUAAAUCUUUAAGACAGAAAAGGUUAAAUAAUUAAUUCGUGGUAAAAACACUGUACCAUGAUAGGACCCACAAUGGCCUAUCUGGACUCUAAUCGUACAGUUUUUCUUACAUGAGGUCUGGUUUUAAAGUUCUUUAUUUGAAAACUAUAGGGCAGAUGAAGAACUAUCCACUCAGGCUAAAAAUAAAAGUAUAGAGUUGCACUAUAAACAGCUUAUUAUCUGUAAUUUGUGCCGUUUGUGGAGGAAGUGACCUCAACUGUUAACUGUCAUGUCUGUUUUUAGACUCAAGACUCAUGGAAGCAUUUAAAAUCUUUUACAUCUUUUUACUAUUUAUAUAUUUAAAUGCAUUUUAAAGAAUGUAACAGGAAAGCUAAGCCAAAUUUUGUGUUGUUCCUGUUUGUCUGUUUGUUUUGCAUUUCUUUAUAUUUGUGUGUAAACCAGAGUCUACCAGGCGGUGCUGGCACUGCCAAAGUUGUUUUGUGGAACCACAUUAAAACUUUGUCUUUCCUGGUGAAAGACAAAGACUUCAGAGCAUUCCUUUUUUUAUUAUGAAUAAACCCCUUAAAACAACA